UGUGUUUUAAAGACGACAAACUAAAUUUUUCACUAAGCCCAUAGUUUGAGCAGAGCAGUAUUAAGACUGACAUCCGCCGCUCGGCCUCUUUUUCAUGGGUAAUGUAGUUCUUUGCAGUUAUUGGUCCAAACGUGACGCGCGGAACUCGGCUGAGAGCUUCCUAUCCCGUGUCAGCAACCGGUUAUGGUUUACCUCGUCCAGCCUCACCAUUAACUUUCAAAUUUAUUAUCCCUCACUCCGGUAAAGUUAACGGCGUGCCUGCCUAACGCUACAUAUGCAGAUACGUCGGCUUCCUCUUCUUUGGUGUUGUGGUUAUGGAAGGACGGUGCGCUGUUGAGACUUGGACAGAGUUCGGCUUUUCAGGCACACCAUACACACCGAAAAUCAAGUUUGGUUUGGGGACAAAUGUUUUUCUCUGCACUGGCAGCGACGAAGUUUUUGUCUUCAGUACUCAAGAAAGAAAACUCCGGGCUGUCCUCCAGUUUCCUGGUCCUGUGAGUGACUUGGUUGAGUGUCAUGACAAACAGCUGCUCUAUGUGUCCUGUAGGAGCGGAGUUUACUGUAUCAGCUUCCCAUUUCUGCUGUCCAGGGUUCAAAGCUCCCCAGCUGAUGCAUCCUCCAGUCCGGCUGAGCUGAAAAUCUCCUCCGACUUCCUUGUUGUUGGAGAAGAAGGCGCGUUAUCGCUGCUCCUCGUCAGCUCAGUGCUCCUGAUCCUUUCCCAGAGAGACACGUCCUGGCUAUUGAGUCUGUACAAAACACCAGAACAAACACAGUCCAGUAGCUAUGAGAUGCUCGGUUCAUUCAGACUACCACAGGUCUUAGCUGAUUUAAACAGUGACACUGAGGGACAGACAGGAACGAGAAGGAGGCCUGUGUUGGUUUGUGUCCAUCCUGGUCAUCCCAAAUCACCAUCCUCCUCCUCCACAUCUUCAUCAGAGAUGACUAUAACAGACAGUCAUUUCUGCCUUGAGCCUGUCCUCUUCAAACUUCUGUUUGGGAUCGACGCUGCCCUUGCCAGAUCCCCGGUUAUCCUCUGUGGCCUGCCAGAUGGACGCCUGUGUUUCCUCCCUCUGCGUCUCCCAGGAUCACAGCUCCGAGUCCUGCGCAGCCUCGAGCAGCCGGUCGUAUUUGUCGGAGCAUCUGUUGUCAUGGAAACAGGUCCAGGGCUUGCACGGUGUUUGGUUGCAGUGGGCGAACAGGGGAGAGUGGUGCUGAUGAAGACCGACAAGGGAGAGCCAGAGGGAGGGGGCGACAUGGCUGGUUUUAUUGAGGGGUGCGUGCCGGGUCCCGUGGUGUGCAGCUUUGUGGACGAACACCAUCUUUACUACAGCACUGGUUCAGACCUGUUGGUGCUGGAUCUAUCAGAGGGAUCAUCAUGGAGAGAAGGCAAGGAAAGGGAUGGGGAAACAUCCAGAAAGACUGCUGCUGCCUUCCAGAGCCCCACCAGUUUAAAUGUGUGUAGAGUUAUCGCCUUGGCUGCACCUGCACUCAACACUACAGGAGAUGUUCAGCUGCUGGGGCUGACGAUUAGAGGGCAGCUACAGAGGAUUAUUCUACCUGCAGGGAGAGAGGACGCAGGCUCGUCCAAUCUGCCUUCCACACAGGUGGGCCGCAGCGUCAGGGAUCUCCUCUCUGCUAUUGGGGAUGUUUGUGAAAGAGCAUCAGUGCUAAAAACUGCCAUCAAAUCCAAAAACCAGAUUCUGAGGCACCUGAAUCAUGUGCUCAACAUCAGCUUCCUGCUGUUAGCCAAUAAAAACAGUGAAGAGCAUCUUCCCAUGCAGGAGAAGCAAAUCAGAUGUUAUGCUGAGACUAGAUGGAGCAGAUUGCUCCAAAAAGACUCCCUGAACUUGACAUGUGUCCUGGAUAACUCAAGCCCUUAUGUGUUGGAACAAGGCUGGACGCUGAGCAUCACUGUGUUUCCUCUUUCCUACUCAUCCAGCGCAGAAGGGGAAAGCUCCUCCACAAAUUUUUCAUUCCCAUUCCAUAAUCUCAAUCCGGGGGAAACAUUAGAAGUAUCGCUGCCCCUAUCAGCUGCAGGCGACACAUCCUUUCCUAUGAGAGUAAGCUGUUCACUCAUCUUCUCACUCUCAAGCCUCCUAGGAGAGGAGGAGACGGCACACCUUCCCUCCUUGCAGAGCAGCUGUAUCAGUUUACCCCUGAACACACUGACAGUAGAUUGGUUGCACACCCUGCAGGUGAACAGUCCCACAAUGCAUCCCAUCAGCAGAAAUGCCACAUCUCAGUCCAGCAACAUCACAACAGAUACCGUCCAGGCGUUUUUAAACUCUCACCGGAGCAGGUGUGCGGGACGAGGGGAGGGAGGAGGAGAAGGUGCUUCAAAGGCUGAGCGAGAGCAGUGUUCAGCGAGUGUGCGGGUGUCAUCAGAGUUACUCAGGGAUACACUUGUGUUGAAAAGCUCAGAUUUGGACCCUCGGGGGCCAAAGUCGACUCCUCAAAACCUCUGCUCUUCUCUGCUGGACUGGUUGUUGUAUGAAAGUCCUGAGGGAGUGAAGAUGGGACACCAAGGAGACAGAUUUGUCCUGAGCAGCUCAGUUGUUCAUGCUCGAGGUCCAACUGGAGACACCGUCAAACUGACUGCAAAAGAGGUUAAUGUAGGAGAAGAGUCCCUGAGAGCAAUAGAGGUCCAGAUAGAGAGCUCAUCUAUAGCAGCAGUGUGUGGACUGCACCAUGCUGUGCUGCGCCGGAUACAGACUCUGCUGCAGAUUGCUCCUGAGAGGGCUGCUUCCACAAUGAGGGUUCAGAGUUUAGGUUUAAGACAGGCACUGCAGCGGGCCUGAGGUGAGACCGUCAUAAACUAAAUUUUGCUCAUUAGGGCCUUCAACUAACAGUUAUUCUCAUUAUAUAAGACUACAGAGAUACACCCAGCUUUUUUAUUAUUGUCUUCAGGUCUAAUACAUCUGUGGCGGUGUUAUCUCUUCUUAAACUUUCUUUUUUUUCCCCCCUCCCCCUCUCAUGUCAGCGCCUGUUACAGCAGAUCCAGCAAAGUCGAAUCUCAGGGUCUUUUGGCGUGGGCGCGUCCACGGGGCAGAUGACGCGAUCUCUUCUCAGUGUUUACCGAGAACUCAGAGAAAAUCCUCUACUUAUAAUUUAAUACUGAACCCACACUGCUGCCCUCAACCUUGUCCGGUGUUCUGUCUUUGCAGCUGAUUGAGAAAUAGUGUCCAUAAUAAUUGCCACUGUAAAUACACCUUUCUUGUCACUGUAAAUGACUGUGACCAUUUCAUAUUUUAUCCUCAUGCUCAACUCAUCAUUUUUCAUUAUUAAUUUUUGCUCAUGUACAUGUUCUACGGCUCUAAUAAUAAUGGUUAACCACAUAAUCGUUCUUUGUUGACGUGUGCUCAAUUUCAAUUUGCAAAUCAGAUGGAGUAAAAGUACAUGCAGCUACAGUCUAAAUGGGAAAACAUAGUCGCACAGCUGAGUGAAGGACCCCACAGUUCUCUGAUGUUCAGACAUGUAGGUGACACAGGACAUGAUGAAAAAAUAAGCAAUUUGUUUGAUUAAAGCUUGUAAUUGUAGUCUAGUGCAUACAGCAAAAUAACAUAUACAAGUAAUGUUACCACAACUUAACGUUUAAGGCUUGUUGGCCUGAAAGUAACAUGUUGUCCAUUAGAUGGCAGUGUUGUGACUUUAUAGUUGUGGUGAAACUGAACUGAACAAUCAGCUGAUGAACGAGUGAACAGUGCUUUGCUGUCCCACUCAAUCUGAUUUCACCAAAUUCCCUAAUGUUCUUAAAAAAUGUUAAGAUGCUGAACUGUGGGCAGUUAAAAAUGGUGGAGGUAAGAGGGAAAAUCCCAGGAAAAACUCACAGGCCUAGUCAGAAGAUAAUCUGGUCCAUAGUUAGUCCAUAUUAUUAUGUCUUGCUCAAGGUGUCAAAGUCUAAUGAAAGAUAACAAUGCACUCUUAUUAAGCUGCUGUUUAAAGUCACAAAAGCCAAAUGCAGUGCAACUGCUGUGAUGUCUUGGGCUGGUUUGUACUCUAAAUAAAAAUUCUUGUAGAUGUUCUAAGAUGAGCUGUUGCUGAGAUUUCCACGAGAUUUCUUAUUUCUCCAAAUAAGAGUGCAGGUGUUUCUGCUGCUUGAUUACUAGUGAUCAGUGUGAGCUGUCAGUCUCAUCCAAGAUUUUACCCUAAGUGAGGCUUGAACUCGCAACCUCAGCUUCACUGGUUCAUCCAUAGCAAGUGCUGACCAGCUGCACCACGAGCCUGCUCAGGUUCUGUAUUCAAUGCUAAAGAAGUGAUGUAAUGUUACUUACUAAUUUGGCUAGUUAGUAAUUAGUGUAAGUUUAAAGAGAAUCCUGUCAUAGUUUGAAAAUGA
This is a messenger RNA of Lates calcarifer (barramundi perch), 4333 nucleotides long. RefSeq names its product FA core complex associated protein 100 (gene faap100). NCBI's taxonomy places the organism in Eukaryota, Metazoa, Chordata, Actinopteri, Centropomidae. The coding region runs from base 315 to 2798 and encodes 827 amino acids. Gene Ontology annotation, cellular component: Fanconi anaemia nuclear complex; nucleoplasm. Gene Ontology annotation, biological process: interstrand cross-link repair. The record is from RefSeq and is a predicted model, not a curated record. The transcript is spliced from 7 exons.